Messenger RNA from Camellia sinensis, 455 nucleotides. NCBI's taxonomy places the organism in Eukaryota, Viridiplantae, Streptophyta, Magnoliopsida, Ericales, Theaceae. The record is from RefSeq and is a predicted model, not a curated record.
CUUAUGCAAUGGCAUCUGACAUUUCUAGGAUGGAGAAGAUCCUGAAUCAUAUCGAGGAGGAUCCCUAUUGUAUUGCUGAUUGGGAGGUGUAUUCAGUUGCAGCUAAUGGAUAUCUGAAAGUUGGGUUAAUUGAAAAGGCUUUAACAGUUCUGAAGAAAAUGGAGGGGACAAUGCCUGUUGGUAGAAAAUUGGCUUUUCAGCAUCUUGUUUCUCUCUAUUCCAGCACUGGCCUUAAGGACGAGGUUUACAGAGUUUGGAAUAUACACAGGCCAUUAAAUGAAGUGCAUAAUCCAUCAUAUUCUGUAAUGAUUUCAUCUCUCGCAAAGCUUGAUGAUAUUGAGGGGGCCGAGAAAAUUUUUCAGGAGUGGGAGACCAUAUGCACGUUUUAUGAUUUUCGGGUACUAAAUCGGCUUUCCUUUCCGCUUCUCUUUUCAAAUUCCUACCUAAAUCUAUGA